This is a messenger RNA of Candidozyma haemuli, 2571 nucleotides long. RefSeq names its product serine/threonine protein kinase (gene ATG1). The transcript has a single exon. NCBI's taxonomy places the organism in Eukaryota, Fungi, Ascomycota, Pichiomycetes, Serinales, Metschnikowiaceae. Gene Ontology annotation, cellular component: autophagosome; cytoplasm. The coding region runs from base 1 to 2571 and encodes 856 amino acids. Gene Ontology annotation, molecular function: protein serine/threonine kinase activity; ATP binding. The record is from RefSeq and is a predicted model, not a curated record. Gene Ontology annotation, biological process: autophagy; protein autophosphorylation; autophagosome organization.
AUGUCGAAGACAAUCGGUGCCUACACCGUUGGACCUGAGAUAGGGAAGGGCUCCUUUGCCACGGUCUACAAGUGUGUGGACAAUAAUACGCACGAGUCCGUUGCUAUCAAGUCGGUGGUACGCCUGAAGCUCAAGUCCAAGAAGCUCAUUGAGAACUUGGAAGUGGAGAUCUCCAUUCUCAAGUCUAUGAAGCAUCCUCAUGUCGUUGGUCUUCUUGACUAUCACCAGACUUCCACUCACUUUCACUUGAUCAUGGACUAUUGCUCCAUGGGUGACUUAUCUUACUUCAUACGCCGCCGAGACCAGCUCGUAAAGACCCAUCCGGUUGUUUCACAGUUGCUUGCUCGCUACCCAUCCCCAGAAGGCUCUCACGGAUUGAAUGAGACACUUGUUAUACAUUUCUUGAAGCAGUUAAGCUCCGCACUCGAGUUCUUACGCUCAAAGUCUCUUGUUCAUAGGGAUAUCAAGCCACAGAACUUGCUUCUUUGCCCUCCGGCUCACACUAAGGAACAGUUUGAGAAGGAAAAUUACGUUGGCCUCUGGGAACUUCCUAUCUUGAAGAUUGCCGACUUCGGCUUUGCCAGGUUCUUGCCUUCUACUUCUAUGGCUGAGACGUUAUGUGGCUCUCCCUUGUACAUGGCCCCAGAAAUCUUACGCUACGAAAAGUACAAUGCAAAGGCUGACUUAUGGUCUGUGGGUGCUGUAUUCUAUGAAAUGACAGUCGGAAAGCCGCCCUUUCGAGCUGCCAAUCAUAUUGAGUUGUUGAAAACUAUAGAGAAGACUCAUGAUCGGAUCAAGUUUCCUUCAUCAGCGCAGGUCCCAGAAUCGCUUCGCAAGUUGAUCAAGUCUCUCUUGAAGUACAAUCCAACGGAACGUGUUUCUUUCAAUGAGUUUUUCAACCAUCCUCUUAUCGUCAAUGACUUGGAGGGUAAUGACAGACCCUUGGAUACUUCAGAAAUGGAUACGAAUCUCUUCAUCAGUGAGUACAUAUCGCCCAUCAAACCUUCUGAUAGGGCUAAGUUUGUGGCUCCAAUUAUGCCUAUGACAGGCGAAAGGCAACACAAGGGCACUUCAGAAGAAGUCCAUACUUCAGAUUCUGGCGAUAGGACGCCCCCACAGACUCCGCAGAUGAUCAGAAGAGACUAUCCUCGUGAGAUGUUAUCUCACCGUUCUAACUCCCGUGAUGAGCAGAUUAAACUGAUAAUCAAUCAGAAUAGCCCCGACUCUGCUGCUCUCACGCACUCUAUCCAGCCAAAACAAAUCGAGCUCAAGCAGGGCCAGCGCUCUAAGAAUGAUGUGAUUUUGGAGAAGGAUUACGUUGUUGUUGAGAAACGGGCGGUGGAGGUGAAUGCCAUUGCAGAUGAGUUGGCGAAAGUCGGCACGAAUGGCAUUGGAUCGCAUCAUCAACACUCUCAACAUGCUCAGGGACCAGAUCGCAACAUAGUACUUCUGAGAAGGCCUUCUCAGAAAUCGACGGCCCCUUCAGGUCGUAGAACGAGUUUUGGUGAUAGGAGAAUCUCAAUCUCAAUCUCACCAACAAAUGCUUUGGGAAAGGCCAUAAGCCUUGCUUCUAAUCGUUUGUUUGGAAAUGCUGGCCACUCUUCUGAUUUACAGGAGGAGGGUUCUCAGACUGGUGAUCUCAACAAUUUCUCAACCAUCAUCUCGAGUCCAGAUUUUGCUAACAACUUGUUGUUAAAGAAAGUUAAACUCCCUACUUCCAACACUCUUUUGGCUGCAUCACCUCACGGAGAGAGUAAACAGGAGGAUCUUUCUUACGAUGAAAGAGUCCUUAGUCAAUUGGAGUCAGUAGCAACGAAGUCGCAUGCUAUUAGCCUAUUCGCCGACGUCAAGUUCAGCCAAUUGAUUCCUUCUCCACCUUCAACUGACGAGUACGAUGAUGAAAUAAUGCAGCAUAAUGAUUUGCUUCCGCCAAAGAUGGUGAAGGCCAUAAGUGAAGAGGGUGUUGUGUUAUACGUGAAGACUCUAUCAUUACUUGCAAAGGGCAUGGCUCUCGCUAGUAGCUGGUGGAUGGCUCAUUACCACAAGGAUGAAGCUACCGGUGAACAACAGCUAGUUCGGUCAUUGGACCUUCAAGUGUCAUCACAGAUCAAUGAGUUAGUGCAAUGGAUUCGUGAUCAGUUCAAUGAAUGUUUGGAGAAAGCGGAGUUUAUCAAGCUUAGGUUAGAAGAAGCUAACGCUAGCAUCACUAAAGAAGAGGAUGUACACGGCGUCUCUAACUAUACCGACCAAAACAGUCUCGGCACUGCUACGGCAACAACGCUAGGCGGGGAUGUGAACAGCGAUUCCUUCCGAGUUGUAGCCGAGAAGUUAAUCUUCGAUAGGGCUCUAGAGAUUUCAAGGAACGCAGCAGUUAAUGAGUUGGUAAAGGAAGACUUGAAAGGUUGCGAACUUGCUUACAGUACAGCUAUUUGGAUGUUGGAAGCACUUCUUGACGAGGAGUCGCCCGAUGUCGAGAAAUUGGAUGAAGAGGACCGGGCAAUGGUGGAGAAAUUUGUUGUCAGUAUUGGCAACAGGUUAUCAGUGUUGAAGAAGAAGCUUGACUUGAGUUGA